UUGUGUAUCAAGAAAUGUGAAACAUCAAACAAAGUAAAGGGUAGAGCUAGUACAAAAAUUGGGAGGUUGUGGGGGGCAACAUCACACCAUCAGACAACCCCACUCCACUCUCCCCCCAUCGCUAAAAAAGCAUUUAUUGCUUGCACCCAAAAACCAAAUGCUAAAAGCCAUCUCUCCCUCUACUCUCACCCCAUACUACUCCUCCGCGUCUUCUUGGACUCUGCGCCGCGAUUGUUCCUCUCGAUUCUUCCCCAAAUUCUGCUUUUCUCUUCCGGUUUUUGUUGAUUGCGCCAACUGUUUGAUAAAUUGUCUAACUGAAGAAGAAGAUGCCUAGGCCUGGACCCAGACCGUACGAGUGUGUGCGAAGAGCUUGGCAUAGUGAAAGGCAUCAGCCCAUGAGAGGUUUGGUUAUCCAACAGAUUUUCAGGCUUGUACAUGAUAAUCACUCUGCUGCAACUAAAAAGAACAGAGAAUGGCAAGAGAAGCUGCCUCUUGUGGUCUUGAAAGCGGAGGAAAUCAUGUACUCCAAAGCCAACUCUGAGGCUGAAUACUCGAAUGUUGAGACACUAUGGGACCGAGUGAAUGAUGUUGUUGAUACGAUUAUUCGGAAAGAUGAGAGCACCGAGACUGGGGAGCUUCUGCCACCCUGUGUUGAAGCUGCACUUAAUCUAGGGUGUGUACCGGUAAGGGCGUCAAGGAGUGAACGACACAACAAUCCGAGAACUUACCUCAGAUCUUCGUAUCCAGAAUGUAACAAAAGCAUGUCUCCGAGAUUCCUAAACGACAAUGUGAAUGAACAGAAUCCUGAUUUGAUGCACGCUGCCAAGAUGCCCCAACAUGUGGAUUCGUCUCGUUUAGUUUGGGAGUCUAACAACCGAAUCACACCAAACAGUACUAACCAGCAGCAGCACAUGGCUUCUUCAUUUGAGAAGAAGCUUCAUUGUAUUGGCAAUAGAAAUGCUAUGGAAAUGGAGCGUAGUAAUGCUUGGCUGAGUAGAAGCUCAGUGUACCCCUUGUACUAUGGGAUGGAUUUCAAACCCGAGGUUUGUCAGUUGGGUUUUCAGGUAGCUCAAAAGUCGGACUCUGUCAUUAUUGGUGUGCCGGUGUUUUCAUCACCUGCUGAACCUGCUUCCGAGGUUGGGUGCUUACAGAAUCUAUUCCCUUAUGGCGAAGAUAAGUUUUUUGGGAAAAGGGCGUGUGAAGUAGCUUCCAAGGAUACCAAAGGGAAGGGACCUCAGGCCGGCUUUGACUUGUCCCUGAGGUUGGGACUCUUUUCUGAUUCGAAUUCAGGCAGGGAAGACAGCUCUGGUUUCGUUACUGAUAGCCUUGGUCGUAGGUUAUCUCCAUAUGAAGGCCUGCCCGUGGAGGAGUUCCCUUUCUUCCCUAUGGAGCCUGCCCAUAGCCAGACGUGGAUGCAAAGAAGUAACCAGAAUGAGGAGAGUGAGAAUCAGAAUGCGGAAUUAGUUUCUAGAAAGCGUAAGCUAUCAGUUAUUGGAGAUUUAGGAAAUGACCAAUUUUUCUGGUCAAAGGAUUCAACUAACCGUUUUGUUGGUCAAAUGAAAAGACCUGAUUGCAUCUUUAUGCAGUUGGAGUCUUUUAUGCCACACUUCUCUGUCCGAGUUCUUGAUAGGAAAGUAUCAGAAGCAGUUCGUGAAAAUUAAGUGACCUGCACUGGAGGUCCUACGGUAAUGAUAUGUUACAUGUUUUAAGAUAAUCGAAUGGUCCUAUUAUUCAGAAAUCUUAUGUCUAGGGUUCAUAUUCUAUUUAUUAUGCCUUUAUAUCAAGACAGCAUCGGCAACAUUAGAUUGUAAGCAUUCAAUUAUUCUGUAGCAAAAGUUAUUCUUAUUUAUAGUGGUAGCUGAGAAAAAGCUAUGAAGUUGCUAGUCAAUUCAUGAUAGAAGAAUAAAUAUUCGCCAUACCUAUCCACACUUCCACUUGUAUCCGGCAGCAGUUCAUCGUUUUACUUCUCAUUCAGUUGACAUAUUACACUGUAAAGUUUUGCAUUGUUAGGAUGAUCUUCUGUUUCCAUAGCUGCUUUCUUUAACUAUAUGGACUGAAUUUACGCCCGAGUAACCUCCUAGUGCCCAAAUUAAGGUAGACUUGACCGGGUUGAAUUCUUGGAAGGCUGAAGAAAGAAAUUGAUAUAGUUGGUCACUAACUACUAAGGUAGAUCUAUUGCUGGUUUCUCCUUUUCUAUGAUUCAUCAUGGUGAAAGGUGGCUUAUAACUUCUCUUUUUUCGAGUACUGUCACGUUCCGCCUGCAUUUUCACCUCCACGUGAAAAGAAACGAGGGAAAGUCCUAGUAAUAAUGUGGAACUUGAUGGAUUUCUUGCAUUUAUAUGUCAUGUGUAGCAGAAGUUUUUAUCCCAUCAUGAUUAUGCAUCUUUAAUUCAUAGAAAUUGUGCAUCUUCUUCAGUGCAUUAUUCUUUUUACUGUUUGCUUGGACCAUCAAUGAAUAGCCAUUAUCUUCUUGUAGCUAAAUACAUUUAUGUGAGUUUGGUCCACUUUUUUUCUGAUUGAGUGAAAAACAGCAAUUGAAGUACAGAAGACAGAGGUAAACUGUUUUUUUUUUUUUUUUUUUUUUUUUGUUGAGGAAAACAGAGGGAGUUUGUUUUACAGUAGAAAUUAUGUAUUGAAUGUGUAGUGGGUUUGAAAUGGUUGAAUUAUUAA
This is a messenger RNA of Salvia hispanica, 2670 nucleotides long. RefSeq lists its product as uncharacterized. Gene Ontology annotation, molecular function: transcription coregulator activity. Gene Ontology annotation, biological process: regulation of DNA-templated transcription. The record is from RefSeq and is a predicted model, not a curated record. Lineage: Eukaryota; Viridiplantae; Streptophyta; Magnoliopsida; Lamiales; Lamiaceae.